AUGGGUAUGGCAGCAGAACCGCAGUUUCACGUAUUAGCUGUUGAUGAUAGUUUAUUCGAUCGUAAAUUUAUAGAGAGGUUGCUUCAAAAGGCUUCGUGUCAAGGUAAUAAUGUCUUUGUAGCUUGUAAGAAUCGAAGAAAGAUCUCAGCUUUUUUUUUGGGUGUUUUUGCAGUAACAACUGUUGAUUCAGCGUAUAAGGCUUUAGAGUUUCUGGGUUUAAGAGAAAGUGUUGAGAGUAACGACCCAGAUGCAGUUUCUACGUCUCCUGAAAUUCUUCACCAGGAAUCGUCAGCUUUUAAUAACAUACCAGUAGUAAUAAUGUCCUCUGAGAAUGUUCCCGCAAGGAUCAGCAGUUGUUUAGAAGAAGGAGCUGAGGAGUUUUUCUUGAAACCAGUAAGAUUGGCUGAUCUCAACAAGUUGAAACCUCUUAUGAUGAAAACAAAGUUGAAGAACCAUAAGCUGGAAGAGAUUGAAAAGCCAUCAAAAGACGAAAAUGGAACCGUACUAGCAGCAGCAGUUGAACCAGAGGUCAAAAGCUUGCCUCUGAAGUCAGAACUAGAAACGAAACAAAUUCAUUUGCAAGUAGUCCAACAAGAGGAGCAAACAUUGAGUGGCAACAAGAGGAAGUCGGUGGAAGAAGGGCUAUCAACAGAUAGAUCACGUCCUAGAUUUGAGGGUAUCACAACAGCUGUUUGAUUCUAUCGCCAUGAUGCUUCUUUUUUUUUUUGGUUUCUUGAUUUUAGAGUUUUGUAGGGAUGCUUCUGCUGAUUACAUGGUUUUAAUAGGGAAUGCAGAGAAUGGAAUAUAGAUGAAUGAUAAAGAAUCAAUGAUGAUGUAUGGGGAUAAUGUGUAUAUGUCAUCAGUAAAUAACUCAGUUACC
Eruca vesicaria subsp. sativa (arugula) is the source of this 880-nucleotide messenger RNA. The record is from the annotation of a GenBank genome assembly. NCBI's taxonomy places the organism in Eukaryota, Viridiplantae, Streptophyta, Magnoliopsida, Brassicales, Brassicaceae.